Molecule: messenger RNA, 1857 nt
Organism: Lachancea sp. 'fantastica'
Lineage: Eukaryota; Fungi; Ascomycota; Saccharomycetes; Saccharomycetales; Saccharomycetaceae
Source: the annotation of a GenBank genome assembly
AUGAAUAGCUACGAUGGUAGCGAUGAGGAGGACAACAAUCCAUUUUCAGGCACUAAUCAUCUGUAUGCAUCAGGAAUUGCAGCUGUUCCCGAAGGACAAGAUGACUUUGUUCCCCCUAACAUCCUCACAGACAUACAAGAGAAAGAGGAAACAGGGGAGGAAUUGAUGCAGAAGCUGUUUGGAAGCGAUAUAGACACAAGCAAGGUUUUGCGUACAGAAAGUUCUGAAAAUGGGGCUGGUACCUGGGGAGCUAAUUCUGCAGAGCCUGAGACACCAGAACGUCCUGUUGUGAAAGAAAGUCUAUCGUCAGAACGGAACAGAAUCCCAUUUUCUGCGCCAACUGAGGAACAAGCUGUCAAGAUAGUAGAUGCAGGCCACUUCAGAGACGCUGGUGGUAAAUAUGCGAUUGGUUAUACCAUAGACUUCCAAGGGAAGCAAGUCGUGAGACGGUACUCGGAGUUUGACAGUCUUAGACAUGCAUUAUACCGAUUAUUGCCAACGAUUGUUGUGCCUCCAAUUCCUUCAAAACAUCCACUAAUCAGGUAUUUUUUGAAUCCACUCAGUGCAGAGAAAGAUAUUAGAAUCAUUGAUCGCAGAAAACGCCUACUUUCCUUGUUUCUCAACAAUUGUUAUGCGGUACCCGAAAUACGGGAACACGUCGUUUUCAAAAAGUUUUUAGACUCCGAGCAAGUGUGGAGGCAUGUUUUAAACUCUCCUCCGAUUUCCAUUUUGCCGGCAAACAACCUCUUGGCCCCUCCCUUACAGCAAACAAAACCUAGCCCAUUGCAUCUCUUGCUUCCCAGUGCAUCAACCAACGCAAUAGUCGCUGAACCGGUCGAGAAAACCAACAUAAUAUGGAGCUACGAGGAUACUUUCAAACAGCACGAAACGAAUCUCAAAAAGUUUGAAAAGACUCUCCAGCCUUUGGAAAAGCAUGCUAAGCAGAACAGAGUACAUUUCCAGGCCCUGUCUUCCUCACUGGCGGAACUAGGUGCGUAUUACAAUGCAUUUAGCUUGGAAGGAAACAUUUUGGCCCUGCAAGAGAACCUGCGACAGAUCAAUGAGCUAUCUAAAGGAAUUGAAAAAGUGGGGCAAGCCAUUGACGUGAAUUAUGUCAACUCUGAAAUCGUAUCCGAGCAAAUUACUAUUCUUUUCGAAGAGCCUAUGGCUGAGAUGGUUCAGACUAUUGCUGAGGCUAGGCAAGUGCUGCAUUUUAGGGAACAGAAGAUGGGACAAUACAGAAUAGUAGAAGCCACCAUAAAGCGUCGUGAGGCGCGGAUAAAAAGCCUGGAAGACGCUAGGCAACAGAUGUUGAGACUUGAAGAGGCCCUGAAGAAGAACGCAGAGCAAUCGCCGACUGUUGCGCAGGCUAUCAAAAAUAUGGAUCACAGGAACCGAAACGUGGUUGAAGCAGUAUCGGGCGAGGCACCACCGAAUGAACGAGAAGUUGCGAGCAAACACCCUCAGACAGGCAAUUCAGGUUGGACCGAUUUGUUUAAGCCCAGAAGAUCGACAGCUGCCGGGUCUCGCAGAUCGCGGUCAUCGUCUGACACACGCGAGCUAGAACCUCAUCUACUAAGCGACGAGCAAAGGGUGGAAGAAGUAGCAAAAAUAAAUCAAGAGCUGCAGAAAUUAAACGAAUGCUUCAAACUCAUUACAAAGGAUGUAAAGCAGGUAAAUGCCUCCGUCGAUGGAAGCCUGCAACACUUGCUGAGCUACGUCAAGGAAAGGUGUUCCAUGAUUCUCAAGGCGUUCUCCAAAGUCCUCCUUGUUUGGCUGAAAGAUUCGUUGGUCGCCUGGCAGAAUGCCAAGCUUGUCAUAGAAGAUAUCAACGUGCGCACUGUUGAACUUUUUUGA